Colletes gigas is the source of this 1609-nucleotide messenger RNA. Its product is annotated as venom acid phosphatase Acph-1-like. Bases 329 to 1570 code for a protein of 413 amino acids. Gene Ontology annotation, molecular function: phosphatase activity. The record is from RefSeq and is a predicted model, not a curated record. NCBI's taxonomy places the organism in Eukaryota, Metazoa, Arthropoda, Insecta, Hymenoptera, Colletidae. The transcript is spliced from 7 exons. Gene Ontology annotation, biological process: dephosphorylation.
UGUAUUCCUACAAUUCAAGGGAACUGUUAAAAAGUACUGCGGAUAUAAAAAGCAUCAUAGAUAAAAUAAUUAUGAAUUCACGAGUGAAUAUUUGUAGUCGUGAAGUAUCCUGGUAAUUUGUUUAACAACAGAAAUAAAGCGUAUGGUAAAACGCGAAAAGUGAAAGAUUUAUAAAAGGAGAAAUUUUUAAAAUUAUUUAACAGCUGAUUCAGAUCUUUCAUCAGAGUCGAUGAAGAUAUUUGAUGUAUCUUGUACAAUUUGGUCGAAGAUACGGCUGUUGAAAUUAUCGAAUUAUAAAAUAAGACCGUAAGAAGUUCUCCGUCUGAAAAUGAAAAUGACCGUAGGUGUAUCAACAAUAAUUGUGAUCGCAUUAUGUAUCAUAACAUCAGUCGAGUGCAUUCCAGAACUGCAGUUAUUGCACAUCAUGUUCGCGCAUAAAACAUAUGCACCGAUUUCGGAUAUAAUACACAGCAACGAUACAAGUUUGCCAAGCGAAUUAACUUAUGAAUACUUCAAUUCCGCUCCUCUUAACAUGCCCAAUACUGGCAAACUCAACAUGUACAAUCUGGGAGUCCAUUUACGCGAGGAAUAUAAUCAAUUUUUGGGUGAUCUUUAUACAGUAAAAACAAUGAAAAUGCAUACAGCGGAAUACCCAUUAUCAAUGAUGUCUGCUCAAUUAGUGAAUGCAGGCCUCUGGCCUCCGACGGAAACCCAAAAAUGGGACGAUGAUAUAAAUUGGCAACCAAUACCCAUGGAUUACAUAUCCAUUGAAAAAGACACUUUAUUACUGGGAAUGCGUUGCCCAAACUUUGUUUCUGAGAUGAACAGAGUUUUGAAUACAAUUCAAAUGAAAGAGACAAUGUUACAUCAUUUGCCUUUAUUCGAUUAUGUGUCUCACAAUUCUGGAAUAGAAAUACGGAAACCGUCUGAAGUAGCUCUUUUAUACGCGGCUCUCGAGACAAAAGCAGAUCUGAAUCAAUCUCUACCGUAUUGGGCCAAGGAAAUUUUUCCCGAUGGAGGAUUGUACAAUAUGACGUUGUUAGAGUACGAUCUCCUUUCGCAAACUCAUCUGCAAAGACAACUGAACGGAGGAACAAUUCUAAAGGAAAUUUUAGCGAAUUCGUUAAAUUAUAUUUAUGGGGGCAUACCCAAAGAACGGAAGCUCAUAAUAUACAGUGGUAACGACAGAAAUAUUGUCGCCAUUUUGAAGACUCUCGAUUUGUGGUCACCGCAUAUUCCCAAUGAGGCGGCUUCAGUAAUCUUCGAAAUGUAUUAUGAUAACGAAACAUUAAGCCACGGUAUAAAGAUAAAUUACUACACGGGUAUUGAAGAUGAUACUAUACCUUUGACGUUGCCCAACUGCACAGAAAUUUGCCCGCUGCAAAUAUUCUUGAAUUCCUUCUACGACGUGCUGCCAGAAAAUGCAGAAUUACUGUGCAAUUGGAAACGUACUGUCCUUCUUGACGAUGUACCAUUAUUAGACAACGCUCUUUACAGUCGAUCUGAAUCUCAUAAAUUGACAAGCGUUAUUAUUUGCUUUUCGUUAAUAAUCAUAUUGUUUCUCCACUAAAUAGUUGACAUAUAUAAUUUAUAGAAUUUAUAAUUAUAA